GUCCGUUGUGCUCUUUUCAUAUUUACAGGUCCCCUUCUCAGUGUGGCAGCGUUUUCCGGUACUCCUUUAACCUCUUCAACUAACUGUUACUGGCAGUUGAUGAAGCUCCAAGUCACUCGCCGUUUCUUUUGCAGUACCAGCCAUUGCAUUCUUAGUUUCUUACAGGAAUUUCUAGGACAUUCUUUUACCCUCUUCUUUCAAGAUUUAGAAAAAAAAAAAACCAAAAUUUCAGCGCUGCCUCUUGUUCCUCGUACUAAAACAAUUUCAUCCUCGUAUUAACGGUCUCACUCUCAUGCUUCGGUUUGUUUCAACUGGGUCAAAUAUUUUUUCACGAGCCGCAGUCGUAAAAGCUCUGCGAGUGUUCAGUUCCGCCACCUGUUCGACCAUUGGCCUGACCCAAACCAAGGUUGAAGUUGAAGUUGAAGAAUCUACAAACAAAUGGAACAAUGCCACUGAACUUUUAAGCAAAUGGGGUUGUAGUGAUGAUGAUUUGAUGAGAAUAUUCACGCGUUGUCCCUCAUUGCGCAAUGCUGAUCCCACGCAGGUUCAAUCAAAACUGUAUCUGCUGAAUGAUUUGGGCAUACACGGGUCUGAACUUGUGAAGAUUCUCAAUUGUAGGCCACGGUUUUUUAGUACUCGGGUUAACCGUUGCUUAGAUGAGAGGAUUGCGUAUCUUACUUCAUUGUUUGAGACGAAGGAAGUGCUUCAGAAGGCCAUUGUGAGGAACCCUUCGUUGCUGCUAUCGAAGGGUUGCUAUAAUGUUAAGGCAACAGUUGAGAUCUAUGAGAAGUUGGGUGUCAAGAAAGAGGACUUGGUUCAAAUGCUCCUUUUGCGGCCCACGGUUAUUUCGAGGACUUCAUUCAAUGCUGAGAAGCUGGAAUAUCUAGGCAAGACGGGGCUUACCAAGGAUUCAAAGAUGUAUAAGUAUGCGGCCACAUUGAUAGGAAUCUCUCGUGUGGAAACGAUUCGGGAUAAGUUGGCGAAUUUCGCGAGGUUUGGGUUUUCUGAGGAUGAGAUAUUUGGUCUUAUGGGGAGGUCUCCUAAUGUUUUGACAUUGUCGACCGAUAAGGUUCAGAGGAACAUGACUUUCAUUUUGGGCACCAUGAACCUGGAUGCUAAGAUGGUUCUAAAGCAGCCAUAUCUCUUGUAUGCCAAUGUGGAUACUGUUCUGAAGCCAAGAGUGCUUCUAGCAUUGAAGAUACAAGAUAUGGAUUCAAAGUUGCAAAUCAUGGGACCAACGAUGGUAAGGUCGCUGAGGAUGACAGAGGAGAGGUUUUUAACCAUGUUUGUCAAAUGCCAUGACAAGGAUGUUGCCAGUGAAUUGAUGGAAUUCUAUAAGAGGACUAAGGAGGUGAAGAGAUUAGGCGAGUCAUCAAAGAAGUAUAGUAAGAGAGGAUUCCCUUUCUGAAAUCUGAACUACAUUUAUCAUGCUAUGAAGUAAUUUUGGAGCUGAGAUCCAUGUCCAUUUUCUGGCUCAUCAUGUUAUUGGAAAUUAUUUUUGUGACA
This is a messenger RNA of Cajanus cajan (pigeon pea), 1506 nucleotides long. Its product is annotated as Mitochondrial transcription termination factor family protein. NCBI's taxonomy places the organism in Eukaryota, Viridiplantae, Streptophyta, Magnoliopsida, Fabales, Fabaceae. Gene Ontology annotation, biological process: regulation of DNA-templated transcription. Gene Ontology annotation, molecular function: double-stranded DNA binding. The record is from RefSeq and is a predicted model, not a curated record.